Molecule: messenger RNA, 2106 nt
Organism: Cervus elaphus (red deer)
Lineage: Eukaryota; Metazoa; Chordata; Mammalia; Artiodactyla; Cervidae
Product: EF-hand calcium-binding domain-containing protein 1-like
Exons: 6
Coding region: 1437-2069 (210 amino acids)
Molecular function (GO): calcium ion binding
Source: RefSeq, a predicted model, not a curated record
AAUCUUUCCUCUUUAAAGAAAUCUACAAGGUUUUGAGUACACAGCAAGUUGGGGAGACAUUUUUUAUCCUAAAAGAAGUUUCUCAGAAUUGUUCAUGAAAUGCUAAAGGAUAGGACAAACUUAUCGGGUUACUUGUUGAUCAGAUUUGCUUUGAACAUAAAAGUAUACCUUUACAGACUGGUCCUGUAUAGGAUAUUACGUCCCACUAACAGCAGCAGUUCAUCUCUUUCUCCCUCCACCAAACUCGUUUUUCUUAAAUAAUUAUAUACUAAUUUUAUAAACAUAAAACAUGUUAUUUGGAUAAUGAUGCCAAGGUAACUGCAACAAAAUUGAUGAGUGUCUGGGUUGAGAAAUUGAAUUUAUACCUGGUGCUACCUUUUUCUGAUUGUUUCGAAUUCCUUUGGUUGCCCUUAGUAUAUUUAGGUGUUUAAAAUACCCUAAGAUUAUUCUGAAUUUAUUUUAUCCAGAGUAUGGAUUCAUAUUCCUCCAGUCAAGAUGUGCUAAGAGCCUAAUUUUCUUUUAAUUUCAUGGAGAACAAUUGACUAGCCACUAAGAAUAGUUAUUAAAACUUGCCAGUUUUCAACUUAAAAUCAGUGAACAUUUGGCAUUUCCUUAAGAAAAGUUUUGAGAGUUUUGUUCUUUCCCAGUUGUAUUUGCCUAAUUUGUUUUUAUAUGUUAUUUAAAAUUUAGUAAGAAUACAUUGUUCUAGAUUCUGAAAGUCAUUUUAGUACUUUUUUUCCCCUUGCUUUACCACAGUGAAGACCAGCAGACAUACACAAGAAGAUGUUUGUUCUUUAUACCAGGAUUCGACAGUAGAUAUGAGAACAGUUACCAUCUUGGCUAGCUUUGACAUAAUCAUACUAUGUUUUCCUACCAGUCAGUCAGAUAAGUUGGAGGGGUAAAUGUGAAGAUUUUAUAUUUCUCUAAAGUUCCCAGAUUGAGGCCUCUGCUUAUCAUGAGAAGGUACUUGGUUAGAGUUUUCAGAGGAAGUUAUAUAUAACCUUUGAAGGAGAUUUUUAUAGCCUAGGGAGUUAUUUUUAUUUCUACUUAAAGAUAAGGUCUUUAUUAUUAUUAUGUGUUCAUCCAUAAACAUAUUCAACUGUAGAAUUUGUUCUCGGGAAAUAUAAGUGGUGAUACUCUUAGAUACCACUUGAAGUGGUGUUGAACCACAAAAAUCAAAGUUGGAUUAGCUGUAAUAUUUCAGAUCACAGUAACGCUAAUGAAAUCACUGAAAUUUUUACUGAGUAGUAACAGCCACUAUUGCAUAUUUUUCCAAUUGCUUGAGAACCUUCUGUGUUUGGUUGCUGGGAUGUUGCCAUGGUCACGUUCUGUGUUGGUGUGGAGUGGGGAGUUGUGGAAUCAGUGGCAACCCAGGACGCCCAGGCUUGGAGGUAGGCUGUCUGAGAAGUCUUCAUUGUUUUGAAGCCACACUUGACAUGGACCAGAAGGUUCUGAAGAGACUGGUGGAAUCCAUCAGUAAGAGUGUCAAUAGCUUCAAAAAGAGUGAAAUAGAGUGUCUCAUAAGGAUUUUUCACAACUUGGUGGGAAGAGGUGACAUAAAACUUGCUAACGCUGGACUAGAUCGUAACACAUUUCGAGUGAUCCUGCACAGCGUAUUUGGAAUGACUGAUGAUGUGCUAAUGAACAGGGUAUUUUUUGCAUUUGACAAAGACAAUGAUAACUACAUAAAUGUGAAAGAGUGGGUUAAAGGACUAUCAGUGUUUCUUCGAGGGACUUUUGAAGAAAAGCUGAAGUUUUGUUUUGAAGUUUAUUAUUUCAAUGGUGAUGGUUACAUUUCUCGAGAGAGAAUAUACGACAUGUUGAAGAACAGUCUACACCAACAGUCACCUGGAGAAGAGACUGAUGAAGGAAUAAGAGAGUUGGUAGAUAUAGCACUGAAGAAAAUGGAUUAUGACAAUGAUGGCAAGAUAUCUUUUGCAGAUUUUGAAAAAGCAGUGAAAGAAGACAGACUUUUGUUGGAAGUGUUUGGACCAUGUUUACCGGAGGCAAAGAGUUGUCUUGAUUUUGAAGCCCUGGCAUUCCAACAUAUCCUGACUUCUAGUUUUUGAAUGUUACUCAUCCAAAAUUAUUAAAAUCAGAAACAGA